Messenger RNA from Cyphellophora attinorum, 1389 nucleotides. RefSeq lists its product as uncharacterized. Gene Ontology annotation, molecular function: phosphoric diester hydrolase activity. NCBI's taxonomy places the organism in Eukaryota, Fungi, Ascomycota, Eurotiomycetes, Chaetothyriales, Cyphellophoraceae. Gene Ontology annotation, biological process: lipid metabolic process. Bases 1 to 1389 code for a protein of 462 amino acids. The transcript has a single exon. The record is from RefSeq and is a predicted model, not a curated record.
AUGCUAAUCCAGGCGGCAGCAAUCUGUUUGCUGUAUUCUUCGAGAGCAGUAGCACAAAGCGGAAGCAGUAGUGAAACUGAUCUAGGAACGGGAAUUGCAACGACGUUGACAGGAUCGAACACCGCAUCAGUAACUUUGAAUGGUGGGAACUAUGUCGCGGUUACUUCACGCAUAACAUACGCAAGCAAUGGAGAGACUAUUACAUUCACAAGUACAGGCACUUCAUAUUCUCGACCCACAGAUCUAUCGAGUGUUUUGGCGAAUGCAACGGGAACGUCCACUGGCAGAAAUUCAACGUCAGCAACACAAACCCUCUUGGUUGGUGGGACUGCAGCUUCCUCCGGCAACUCGUCCUCGUCUAUCGCGACAGCGACAACGUCUUCAGCACGACCAACAAACACUGUACCUUGCAAUGGCUACCCAGAGUUCUGUACGCGGUCGUAUAGCAACAUCACCCAUGUCUGCGCACACAACAGCCCCUUCAACCGUCCAGGCAACAUCGCCAGCAACCAGGAAUUACCGGUUUUGUCACAGCUGAAUGACGGCGUUCGCAUGCUUCAGUUCCAAGUCCACGACCAGAAUGGCACCCUAUGGCUAUGCCACACAAGCUGUGAACUCCUCAACGCUGGACCGCUGGAGACCUACCUGCAGACUGUCGCAGAAUGGAUGCAGCGGAACCCCUACGACGUUGUCACCAUCCUAAUGGGCAACUACGACGUUCUGCCUCCUGAUCGCUUCGUCGAGCCGGUACGAAAUUCUGGUUUGCUACAAUAUGUAUAUACGCCUCCCAAAGUGCCGAUGUCCAUCGCGGAUUGGCCUACGAUAGGAUCCAUGCUUUUGCAAUCUCAGAGACUUGUCAUGAUGCUCGACUACGAGGCCGAUCAGAACGAGAUUCCUUGGCUGCUGGACGAGUUUAGCUAUGUGUGGGAGACACCCUUCUCGCCGACCGAGCCCUCGUUCCCCUGCACAGUUGAGCGCCCACCAGACCAGCCGGAAGAUAUGAGCCGCGAGCGUCUAUACAUGGCCAAUCAUAACUUGAAUCUGGAGGUUGCUAUUGCUGGGGCGAGCUUGCUUAUCCCGGCGAGUAAUGCGCUCAAUGUCACCAACGGCCUAGAAGGCGAGGGAAGUGCCGGUUGGGCAGUGGCGAAUUGCACGUCGGACUGGAAUCGUCCGCCCAAUUACCUACUUGUCGACUACUACAACAUCGGCAGCUUCAACGGCUCGAUCUUCCAGGUGGCAGCAAACGCGAACGGGGUUAGCUACGACAGGGACUCGUGCUGUGAUACAACUCAGCGUGACUUCAGCAGUGGCGCGGUAACGGUGAUGAGGCCUGCCUCAUCGCUGCUCCUGGCCUUGGUUGCAGGGACAUUCUUGAUCUUUGUAUGGUAA